GGAGAUGAAAAUGGAAAAGGCGUUAUCGACAUUGGGAGCAAUGGUAUAAGAUUUGGAUUAGUAUCUUCAUUGAGUCGUCAUCUACCAGUAAUUUAUGAAGAAAGAGCUCCAAUAUCAUUGUUUGAUGCUCAACAUUCUGGUACUGAGCGUGUAGGCAUCCCGGAAUCUGUAAUAGUUGAUGUUAUAAAUAGCUUGAAACGUUUUAAAUUACUUUCUCAACAAUAUAAAGUCAAUGAUGUCAAAGUUUUAGCAACUGAAGCAACACGAACUGCUCCUAAUUCUGAUGAUUUUCGUUCUCGAAUACUUAAAGCUACAAACUGGGAUAUUGAUUUACUUUCAAAAGAUGAUGAAGCUAAAAUUUCUGCAAAGGGUAUAAUUGCUACUUAUUAUGGUGUUGAAGGAUUAGUCAUGGAUAUGGGUGGUGGGUCGGUGGAAAUAAAUUACGUAAUUCAUCAUCCCGAAGAAGAUUCAAUUGAAAUGUCUGAUUCUCCAAUAAACCUUCCAUAUGGUGCUGCUGCGUUGUCAAGUUUAUUAAGUGAAGCUAAUAACCCACGAAAACGUCAUGAAUUAUUUGAAAAGAUAAAAGGUGAUUUAGAAAAAAGUUAUAAAAAACUGAAUCCUCCAAAGAAUAUUGAAGAUGAAUCUGGUUUUAAGGUUUAUAUGAGUGGUGGUGGAUUACGCGCUUUGGGAUAUUUGUGUAUGUCAGAAUUUGAAUCGGAAGCAGGUAAAUCUUCUGAAAAUAAAGCUGCUUAUCCGGUGCCGAUAAUUAAUGGGUACGGAAUUUCGGCGAAAGAACUUGCUCGAAUUACAAAACGAUUGAUACCAGAUCAUGAUCCAUCAAUAACUAAAGAUAAACCAACUGAAAAAUUGUUUCCAAAUGGAAAUCCUUUUCGAAUUAGUAAUCGCCGUGCGAAUCUCAUUCCAGCUGCAUGUUUUCUUCUUGAAGCUGUAAUGGAAGUUAUACCUUUAAGAUACGUAUACUUUUGUGAAGGUGGUGUUCGACAGGGAAAAUGUUUCGACAUGAUGCCUGAAUCAGAACGUAAAAAGGAUCCACUUGAUACUUUUAUUUCUUCUCAUCCAUUGCAACCAAAGUAUAUCACAAAUCAAUAUCGAAACAAAUUAGUGGGUAUAAUUAAAGCAGCUUUGCCUCCCGUUUUUUAUGAUAUACUUGACUCGGACGAUUUAGUAACUGAGACUACGACGAAAAAACCACGGCGACUUGAACGCUUAUUACCAAGUUUGGUUUAUCUUUCUUAUUGGUCGAUGAAUUUAGCCAAGGAAUCUCGUCCUAUUUACGCAUUUUAUCUGCCUCUUGCCGGUGGACCCCUCUGUAAUGCACCCGGAAUAACACAUGUUGAUAGGGCAAUUAUAUCGUGGUGUCUAAUGUAUCGACAUUACAGUGAUUCAGGUGAUGUAGAAGAUGACGUAAGCGCAAUAGCUUCUGCAAUGUUCUAUAGUGUCAAGAAAAUGAUUCCGGGUGGAAAAGAUGGAAGAAAAGUAUGUGAGGUUAUUGGAAAGUUUUUAGGAUUUGUGACGUUAUGUCAUCCGUUCAAUUAUGAACAAAAUGAUGAAGUAUCAAUUAGUAAUGAGCCAUUAAUUCAGUUCAAAGUUUCUGAAGAUGAUCGAGAUGCUAAGAGUGAAAAGAAAACGUACAAUAUUGAAUUGAAUUUAAUGACUAAAAUGGAAAUUACUGAAAAUUCAUCAUUACAAAAAUCAUCCCUCGUCAAUAAUCCAAUCGUGAAGAAGGCUUAUAAGAAGCUUGAGAAGAGUUUUUCGUUAGGGCAGAAAAUUAAGAAAGAUGAUAAGAAAAACAAAAAAAAUGGGUAUCAUAAAUCAGAUAUUAAUAUUAGUGUUUUAAUUUAA
Messenger RNA from Dentiscutata erythropus, 1863 nucleotides. The record is from the annotation of a GenBank genome assembly. Lineage: Eukaryota; Fungi; Glomeromycota; Glomeromycetes; Diversisporales; Gigasporaceae.